UUCCCCGGUGAGGUGCAUGCUGGGAGACCUGUCAUGUCCCGAAGAUGCACAGACCGGUGACCAGUCUGUGUCUGAGCUCCAGCGUGAAGCUCAAACUGGUCAGCGCUCGUUUCCAGUUCACCGCCGACCUGCUGCACCUCCAGCCGGCGGAGCUCAGCGCAGAGGCCGGCUUGUCGCAGCAGGAGGCGCUGCAGGUGCUGCAGGCAGCGAGGACGGACGCAGCAGGGGGCGGAGUCACUGCACUGGAGCUGCUGCAGAAGGAGGCGGAGAUAAAGAGCAUUGUGACAUUUUGCUCUCACCUGGAUAAAGCGCUGAGAGGAGGAAUACCUGUUGGGAAAACCACGGAGCUCUGUGGAGCACCUGGAGUAGGAAAAACACAGCUGUGCCUGCAGCUGGCAGUGGACGUCCAGGUUCCUCAGUGCUUCGGCGGGGUGGAGGGUCAUGUGAUCUACGUGGACACGGAGGGCAGCUUCCUGCUCCAGAGGGUCGUUGACAUGGCCGCCGCCGCCGUCAGACACUGCUCCUUAUUGGCUGAAGACGAGGAGCAGCGCGUCGCCAUGGAGACCUUCACCGUGGAGACCAUCCUGUCUAACAUCUACAUGGUGCGUUGCCGUGACUACGAGGAGCUGCUGGCUGAGCUCCACCUGCUGCCUGACUUCCUGUCAGAGCGGCCCAAGGUCCGCCUCCUGGUGAUUGACAGCGUGGCGUCUCCGUUCCAGCAGCUGUUUGACGAGCUGUCGCAGAGGACACGCCUCCUCAACAGCCUCGCCCAGCGCCUCAUUGCCAUGGCAACCAGCCAUCACAUCGCCGUGGUGAUCACCAAUAAGAUGACGACCCGGUUGCGAAGCGGCCAAUCACAGCUGGUCCCCGCCCUCGGGGAGAACUGGGGCCAUGCCCCCACCAUCAGGCUCCUCCUACACUGGGAGGGGCCACGGCGCCUAGUAACCAUCUUUAAAUCCCCGGGUCACAUGGAUGCCACUGUCCAAUACCAGAUCACCGCUGAUGGCUUCAGAGACACCGACCAAUCAGAGCAGCCGCAGAGCAAACGGCGUCACACACAGGUCGACCAAUCAGCUGCCAGCUGCUGACUGGUCAGAGACUGUUUGCCAAUUAGAGGCUGAGCUGAGAGUUUACAUCACACAGACUGUGUUCAGUUUAAAUAAAGUUUAUUUAAAUUCUCAGUGAAGACGUGAAAAAGUUUUACUGUUACUGAAAUCAAUAUUAAAGUUUUAUCACAAAAAAAUCU
Amphiprion ocellaris (clown anemonefish) is the source of this 1246-nucleotide messenger RNA. RefSeq names its product RAD51 paralog C (gene rad51c). Bases 45 to 1088 code for a protein of 347 amino acids. Gene Ontology annotation, biological process: meiotic DNA recombinase assembly; DNA repair; reciprocal meiotic recombination. NCBI's taxonomy places the organism in Eukaryota, Metazoa, Chordata, Actinopteri, Pomacentridae. Gene Ontology annotation, molecular function: crossover junction DNA endonuclease activity; ATP binding; four-way junction DNA binding. The record is from RefSeq and is a predicted model, not a curated record. The transcript has 4 exons. Gene Ontology annotation, cellular component: Rad51B-Rad51C-Rad51D-XRCC2 complex; Rad51C-XRCC3 complex; replication fork.